Molecule: messenger RNA, 1495 nt
Organism: Pistacia vera
Lineage: Eukaryota; Viridiplantae; Streptophyta; Magnoliopsida; Sapindales; Anacardiaceae
Product: anthocyanidin reductase ((2S)-flavan-3-ol-forming)-like
Exons: 6
Coding region: 301-1311 (336 amino acids)
Molecular function (GO): oxidoreductase activity, acting on the CH-OH group of donors, NAD or NADP as acceptor; anthocyanidin reductase activity
Source: RefSeq, a predicted model, not a curated record
UCUUGGCGAUCGACUGUUUGACCUAGCGAUGAUUUCAUGACGCUUGGUUACGUUUUGGCAACACAACAUUUGGCUUGGUUGCAUCACUGACGCUAGUCUAGCUUGGCCACCAUUUGGCGAGUUCCACCAUCAAUCUCUAACUUUUCAAUAUCACGUGCUCACCUGCUUCUUCUGAAAUCUGUUCAUCAAGUCUUCAGGUCUAUAUAAGAUCCGAAGAAAAUUUAUUAUCCCAUCCAAUCUGUCUUUCUGAGGCUCUCUUUUCAUUGCCAACCUAAUACACAAAACAAACUAAAAUCAACCAUGUCCACCCAGCUCACGGAGAAAAAGACUGCUUGUGUUGUGGGUGGCACUGGAUAUGUCGCAUCUUUGCUCAUCAAGCUUUUGCUUCAGAAGGGAUAUUCUGUCAAUACUACCGUCAGAGGCCCAGAUGACCAGAAAAAGAUCUCUCACCUCAUAUCCCUACAGGAAUUGGGUGAACUAAAAAUUUUUGGAGCAGAUUUAACUGAUGAAGGGAGCUUUGAUGUUCCUAUUGCUGGUUCUGACAUUGUAUUCCAUGUUGCAACGCCAGUCAAUUUUGCUUCUGAAGAUCCAGAGAAUGACAUGAUCAAGCCUGCAAUCCAAGGAGUAGUGAAUGUUUUGAAAGCCUGUGCAAAAUCGAAAACAGUUAAACGAGUUGUAUUGACAUCUUCAACUUCUGCUGUGACCAUCAAUGGCCAAAAUGGAACAGGUUUGGUCAUGGACGAGAAAAACUGGACAGAUGUUGAGUUUUUGUCUUCUGCAAAGCCACCAACCUGGGGGCACCCUGCCUCCAAGACCUUGGCUGAAAAGCAUGCCUGGAAGUUUGCUCAAGAAAAUAACAUUGAUCUUAUUACUAUCAUCCCUCCUCUUAUAGCUGGUCCUUCUCUUACGCCAGAUAUUCCUAGCAGCACAGGCCUUGCCAUGUGUUUGAUAACAGGAAAUGAAUUUCUCACAAACGCUUUGAAGGGUUUGCAAAUGCUGUCAGGUUCAAUUUCCAUAGCACAUGUGGAGGAUGUUUGCCGAGCACAUAUAUUUUUGGCUGAGAAAGAAUCUGCUUCUGGUCGAUACAUUUGUUGUGCUGAGAAUACCAGUGUUCCUGAACUUGCCAAGUUCCUUCACCAAAGAUACCCUCGGUACAAAGUUCCAGCUGAUUUCGGAGACUUCCCUUCCAAGGCCAAGUUAGUGAUUUCCUCAGAGAAGCUUAUUAGUGAAGGGUUCAGCUUCAAGUUUGGGAUUGAAGAAAUUUAUGACCAAACUCUGGAGUACUUCAAGUCUAAGGGGGUUCUCAAUUGAAAAAUUGAGGAUUUCAUUUCCUUAAUUUCUCAGUGGCAAUAAAUUUUUCCCUAAUAUUCACCUUCUGCAACAUGGCUACUGCAUUAGCGAUCUGAAAGUGGUUAAACAAUUUAGUCUGAAAUAAAUGGGAUGAAUCUGAGAUCUAGUAUGAAAUAAUUAUAAAGCAGCCAUCAGUCCUUUCUAA